Molecule: messenger RNA, 1437 nt
Organism: Pocillopora verrucosa
Lineage: Eukaryota; Metazoa; Cnidaria; Anthozoa; Scleractinia; Pocilloporidae
Source: RefSeq, a predicted model, not a curated record
AUGGCCAAUGCUAACCUCACGUUCGCUGUAGAACUACCACUUGUAAUGAUGAUGGUGAUUAUUUAUAGCAGAGGCACGAACUCAGCGCUUCAAAAAUGCGGAGUUUCUUAUAGCAAGGUAGGAUGCUUUGUAGAUAAACGUCGACCAUUUAGAAACAUGCUUCUCGACCAAAGGAAAAACAUAGAUUGGCAAAACUGGAACGAUUUUCUUGAGCGCUUUGUGUGCGCAUGCGCGAACAAGACUGUCACUGAUGGUUGUGCAUAUUUCGGAAUUCAAUUUUGGGCAGAGUGCUGGGCUGGUGAGAACCCGGAUGUUGCCUACAAUUCUGAUGGUCAAUCAAAUUACUGCUUCGGUCACGACUUUUUGCCAUGCGCAAGAGUUUCAUCGAGCUGUGCGGGUGCCAAGGAUGUUAACUUCGUGUACAAAAUUGAAGUGGAUCAGCCUCCAGAUGCACGUUUUAAGACGAUAUGUCCAACGGUGGUGUCGACAAUCACGUGCCACAACGAUACCAAAAUUUUCAUCGAGUCCGUGAUGUAUGGAAGAACUGAUAACUUUACUUGCCCACCGACAUCAUUGUGUGAUCCAUCCAUUGAUCUGAGCAGGAAAGUCACACCAAUAUGCCAGGGAAAGAGCUCUUGUGAUAUUAACGGAUCUUAUGAUGGCCUGGAAAAACCGUGCAACACAAGCUAUUUUAACAUUUCCUACACCUGUAAAAAAAUUAACGUGACUGAGAUAAAAGAACAUCAUAUUGGCAACUUUGUUUGUCCAAAAGGGAAAGUAUUUGUCGCUCACAGAUUGGAAUGGCUCGGAAUUGAAUAUAUACUUAAAAGUCGAAAUAUAUCAGCACCAAACAGUACCAUUCCACUGGUUGCCACUUCAACAAGUAACUUGAGCAUGAUAUGGUCUACAAGUAAAAGUAACAGGAAAGUGUUACAGACACAAGUGGUUGCUAGUACAUCACUACUGGCAUCAGGGUUUCACAUAUCGUCGACUGCGCUUGUGACUCAAAAGAAAACAGCUACCACUCCUAGUUUGUUUACCAUGAUGAUCAAUUCUUCUUCAACUUCAGGAUCAGAAUCUUUGGCAGCAUCAUCAAGACCUUCGUCACCAUUACUUAAUUCUGUAAUGAAAUCACCAGGCGUAUCUGCAACAUUAUCAGAGACAUUAAUAACUGAAGGAUCUUUUUCUUCAUCGCCAUUACCAACGACAGCAGCACCAGUGACCACACCGUCUUUGUUAUCAUCAACCUUGUUAAAUCCAGUAAUGCUACCAUCAAUGACUUCAUCUCCAACAAUAGCUACUUUCUUUCCCCGACAGUCCACAGAAGUUCGACCUACAAAACCAUCAUUAUCUUUAAAAAACUCGCCAGACAAAAUAAAACACUGUUGUCAACGCUAUCAGCAACGACGGUCCCUAACGUAUCAGUGCCAGCUUUAA